AUGAAGAACCUCGUUGGCGUCACGCUGACUGGCUUUGUUGCCACAGCGGCAGCAACUGCGACUUCCACCUCUUCCGCAGCUUCUGGCCCGACUGGAUCUACAUAUGCCUCUGGGUUUGACAUGACCAGGAGCUGGGCCAACCUUAGCCCCUACAGAGAUGCAGAUGGCUUCAGUGUUCCCAAGGGUGUGCCGGAAGGGUGUGAACUGUCCCAGGUGCAUGUUUUGCAUCGCCAUGCCCAGAGGUUCCCUACAAGCUACCCGUUGGAUGGUGAGGGCAUGGAGGAUUUCGCUGCCAAGGUCACCAAUUAUACCAAGGCCCACCCUGGAUGGGCCGUCGGUACUGGGCCCCUCAAAUUCCUCCAAAACUGGGAAUAUGUCAUUGGAGAUGACACCUUGAUGGAGAGUGGUGCAGCGACCGAAGCUACAUCCGGGGCCAGCUUCUGGAUCAACUAUGGCCGACUAUUGUACCGCGCUGGUCGGGAGAACGUCGCGGCGUGGAGCCAGACUUUGAAUGUUUACUCUAACGGCACUUCUCGCCCGACACCAGUCUUCCGUACUACUUCGCAGGCGCGUAUCCUGGAGAGCGCUAGAUGGUGGCUAAGUGGCUUCUUUGGGAAUAGCGGCGCCAACAGCUCCUACAGUCAAUACGAUCUGGUCGUCAUUCCUGAGGAAGAUGGAUUCAACAACACCUUGGCUUCAUAUGAAGCUUGCACUGGUGAUAUGAGUGAAGGAGACGAUGCUGCCGAAAUUUUCAUCGCGCGAUACACUAGAGACGCUCGCUCACGUCUCGCGGCCUACUUUCCUCAUGACUUCAACGUGACUGCUUCCGACGUGCUCGCCAUGCAGAAUACGUGCGUUUAUGAGUACACAAGUCUCGGUGGCUCAUCAUUCUGCUCCCUCUUCACGGAGCAGGAGUGGAAAGACUUUGCAUACAACGUUGACAUCCAGUACUACGGAGACUACGCCUACGGCUCACCUUCCGGUCGUGCCCAGGGCAUUGGCUAUGUCCUAGAACUCGCAGCCCGCCUCCAGCGAAAGCUCAUCACUUCCAGCGACACUAGCAUCAACUACACUUACGACAACAACCUGGCCCAGUUCCCCUUUGACCAGCCUUUUUACAUGGACAUGUCUCAUGACGAUAUCAUUCUUUCUGUUGUCAAUGCUCUGGGUCUUGACUACUUCAAGUUUGGCCCCCAUGGUCUACCGGCCGACGUGGACCAUGCGCCCAAGCGAAACUUCUCUCUGACUCAAAUGACUCCAUUCGGUGCCCGCUUUAUGUCUGAAAUUUGGACCUGUCCAAGCAACACAUCUUUCGAAGACUUGGGUCCUGUCCUCCUGACAAACCCUACUGUUCAGUCAGGCAAUAAUGCCACCCGCUAUAUUCGGUUCGUGUUGAACAAUGCCCCUCUGCCCUUGAAUGGGCUUGUUGGAUGUGAAAAUGCUACCCACGGCUUCUGCCCAGUGGAUAAUUUCCUACGUGGAGUGCCUACACUGAAGAAGAAUGCCGAGUACCAGUACUCAUGCUUCGGAAACUACACUACUGGUCACCAGGUCGCUGAUGGCGUUCCUGAUUCUUAA
Messenger RNA from Penicillium verhagenii, 1578 nucleotides. RefSeq names its product histidine phosphatase family protein. The transcript is spliced from 3 exons. Bases 1 to 1578 code for a protein of 525 amino acids. Gene Ontology annotation, molecular function: acid phosphatase activity. The record is from RefSeq and is a predicted model, not a curated record. NCBI's taxonomy places the organism in Eukaryota, Fungi, Ascomycota, Eurotiomycetes, Eurotiales, Aspergillaceae.